AUGCCGUUGCGACAGCUUUACUCCGCCGAGGAUGUUGACAAGGAAUCCCAGGUCGACAUUAUAGCUGUACACGGUCUCAACCCGCGUAGCAAAGAUGAUGAGGAACACGCCUGGGACACGUGGAGAACGCCCGCAGGCGACGACGGGCGAAUUUGGCUGAAAGACGAUCUACCCAAGAGAUACACUAGCCAGGCUCGUAUAUUCCUCUGGGUCUACAACUCGACGCUGGUAUAUGGAAAAGACAGAGGCCAGUUCAUCGACAAAGCGAACGACCUGCUAGAGGCAUUGCGAAUUGAGCGCCGGCAAGACCCUGAUCGGCCCUUGAUAUUCCUAGCUCAUAGUCUUGGAGGUAUAUUGGUGCAGCAGGCUCUCGUGAACGCCCACAACAAUCCGAGAUACACACGAAUUCGCACUUCGACGACCGGUCUCGUAUUCUUUGGCACACCGCACGAUGGUGGCAAUAAAUCUCUGGUGGCGCUGGGAUCAGCCGCUGCCCGCGUAGCUUCUACACUGCAUUUGCAAUCUUCGAACGCUGUCAUCGAAACACUGAAAAGCGGCUCGUUGUUCACGGACCUCCUCGGUGAACAAUGGAGGCAUCAGCUCGAAUCGUAUCAACUGGUUUCUUUCUGGGAAGGCAUUGGCAAUACUGUCCCUAAGAAGAGCGCAACUUUUGGGCUCUCUGGAACCAGAGAGAACAUCAUUGAGCUCAACGCAGAACACAGUGACUUGUGCCGCUUCGGUGGAAGCAGGCGAGACCAAGACAACUUCAAGCUUGUUGCAAGUAACAUUCAGGACUUGUAUGACGCUGCGCUUGAGAGAACCCAUGUUUCUCUCGCAAAUGAUUCCAAACACCUGCAAGGACAGGAACAAUUCCAAUUGGUGUUCUCCCUCGCUGCCGCUCCCGAAAUUGAUUAUUUUGUUGGCCGAGCUAGCAAUCUUGCAUCGAUUGAGUCGGUGCUUCUUCCUUUCACUGCUGCAGAGCGAAAGGUUGUAGUACUUCAUGGAUUAGGAGGCAUUGGAAAAUCGCAGCUCGCCAUUGAGUUCGCAAAGAAGCAUCGAGAUGACUAUUCUGCAAUACUCUGGCUCAAUGGGAAGACGGAGGACACAUUGAAACAGAGCUUCGCCACCAAUGCCAGACGGUUGCCCAAGGAACACCUUAACCAAGAGCUUCUUAAUGAAUCACAGAAUGAAGAAGUUCUCAAUGCUAUCCUACGUGAAAUGAAAACAUGGUUAGGCCUCCGAGGGAACGACAAGUGGUUACUGAUCUACGACAACGUCGACAACCCUAAAAUUUCCGACAACAAGAGACAGCACGCUUAUGAUGUUCGAUCGUAUUUCCCCGAGGCUCACCAAGGCUCGAUUCUCGUGACAACACGCUGGAAAACUCUGAGAAUAGGACGCCCCAUAGAAGUCACAAAAUUAUCAGAAGAUGAGGAGAGUGUUUCACUUCUAGUCCAAACUUCAGGUAGAUCCAUCGAGGAAGAUCCCAGAACCAAGGAUUUGAUAAGGAAACUUGAUGGCCUUCCACUUGCGUUGGCGACUGCUGGUGGUUAUCUGGGGCUGACUGGUAUACCUGUAUCAGCGUAUCUUGACCACUACGAAGCAUCGUGGCUUGAGCUUCAGCGGACAAGCCCUUCACUCCCUUCUUACGAGGAUCAGACAAUAUACUCGACUUGGAAUCUUUCGUACAUCUGUAUACGCAAAGAGAAUAAGUCAGCAGCGAAGCUCCUUGAGCUCUGGGCGUACUUUGACAACCGAGACCUGUGGUAUGAUCUGCUAAAAGCUGGAGAGGAUGAGGCUCCCGACUGGUUUCUCGAUAUAAUCGGCACAAAGUUGGCUUUCAACUCUGCAAUAGGGAAAUUGCGGAAGCAUGCCCUAAUUGAGAAGUUGACAGAGUCUGACGGAUAUUCAAUGCACCAUUGCGUACACGCCUGGGUGAAGACCUUCUGGUGUACGCCUGUUGAGGGUCAGAAUGUGAAGUUAGCCCUUACUUGUGUUGGAGAAACUUUCCCUUUCAACCCAGCACCAGGUGAUUGGAUAACACAGCAGCGUUUAUCUUUACACUUUGAAAGAUGCUUACAGAUACUGCCUCAAUGGGUCAACAAGAGCAAAGACUCCAGAAAAAGCGAGGAUUGUAUUUCCACCUUCUUUUGCAGUCUAGGUCGCCUUUACCAUGAUCAAGGCAAGCUGACGGAGGCUGAAUCGAUGUACCUGCGGGCUUUGGCUGGCUACGAGAAAAAUUCCAAUCACAGAUAUAUAUUUCCCACGGUCAACAUUCUAGGCAUCCUUUAUGGGGAUCAAGGCAAGCUGACGGAGGCUGGUAUGAUGUAUCAGCGGGCUUUGGCUGGCUAUGAAAAAGCUUUUGGAUCGAGAUCAUUCUUCUACAUUAGACACGGUUAA
Letharia columbiana is the source of this 2400-nucleotide messenger RNA. RefSeq lists its product as uncharacterized. The coding region runs from base 1 to 2400 and encodes 799 amino acids. The transcript is spliced from 6 exons. The record is from RefSeq and is a predicted model, not a curated record. Gene Ontology annotation, molecular function: ADP binding; protein binding. Lineage: Eukaryota; Fungi; Ascomycota; Lecanoromycetes; Lecanorales; Parmeliaceae.